Nothobranchius furzeri (turquoise killifish) is the source of this 3943-nucleotide messenger RNA. NCBI's taxonomy places the organism in Eukaryota, Metazoa, Chordata, Actinopteri, Cyprinodontiformes, Nothobranchiidae. The record is from RefSeq and is a predicted model, not a curated record.
ACAUAACUAAAUCUAGACCAAUGGUUGCCUGUGGAGACCCUGAAGAGACAAGCCCCAAUGGAAGAUUUAUACGAUGCAAGAGGCUCAUUUCAUGUCUGUAUUUUCGGUCUCUUAUACUCUUCUGUUUUUGCGCCACUUCUUCCCAGCAUGUUCUUGUGCCUUGUUUUGUUUCUUUGGUUAAUUUUGCUGUUAUUGUAACUGUAGGGGGCACUGUUGCCUUAAAAUGAACAAUGCUAAACUACUACACACAGGGAGAAGGAACAACCACAUUGGUCAGAAACUUAUUGUCCAGCUCCAGCAGUCAUCAGGCGAGGUACAUCCUGGACAGGUCUCAAGUCCAUUCCAGGCCACAGAGAGACAUCCACACUCACUUCCUGUGGGACACUAAUCAGCCUGUCUGAUGCUGGGAUAGCAGCUGGGAGAAGACUGGAAUGUUCAGUCAAACAGCAUCUCAAUCUAAAGGUUUGUUUCUCAGAGGGGCUCACAGCUAAUCAGAGCAACAUGCUGGAAGUCAUCUAUCAGUCCCCCACUUCAGUCUCCCUGUUGGGGCUGCUUUUUGCUCUGCUGCUCCUCCGCCUUCUUUACUCCAGCCUCAGCUCCCGUGGAGAACCUCCAGGACCCAGAGGGCUUCCUCUGAUUGGUAAUCUGUUUCAGGUGGAUCUGAAGAGACUGGACCAGAGUCUGUUUAAUUUAUCCAAAAAAUACGGACCAGUUUUCCAAGUCUACUUUGGACCACAGAAGGUGGUGGUUCUGACCGGUUACAGGACAGUCAAACAGGCUCUGGUCAACCACGCUGAGGAAUUUGGGAAUAGAGAUAUCACUCCAAUUUUCUACGAUUUCCACCAGGGGCAUGCAAUUCUGUUUUCCAACGGAGACUCAUGGAAAGAAAUGAGGCGUUUUGCUCUGACAACUCUGAAACAGUUUGGAAUGGGCAGGAAGAUGAGUGAAGAGAGGAUUACAGAGGAAUGCCAGUAUCUGAUUAAAGAAUUCACGCAGUUCAAAGGAAAGCCCUUCAAAAACUCUCAGGCCAUCAACUACGCUGCUUCCAAUGUGAUAGCAGCUUUGUUGUUUGGGAAGAGGUUUGAUUACCAAGACCCGGUGUUUCAGGAUAUGGUGAACAGAGACAAUGAGACUGUUAAUCUGAUUGGAUCAACUUCUAUCAUGAUUUACAACCUUUUUCCUCAACUGGGCCCUUUCCUUAAAAAUUGGAGGGACUUGAUAAGGAAGAGGGAUCUCGGUAUGAGGGACCUAAGGAGCAUUAUAUCAGACCGGAAGGAGACUCUGGACCCUGAGAUGUGCAGAUGUUUCAUUGAUGCAUUCCUGAUGCAUAAAAAACAUCUGGAGGAUUCAGGGGGCUGUAUUUCCCUCUAUCAUGAUGACAACCUGCUCUGCUGCGUAGACGAUAUAUUUGCUGCUGGGACUGAUACCACAGCAGUCACACUGAAGUGGAGUCUCCUUUAUAUGGCCAGGUUUCCACACAUUCAAGAUCGGGUCCAGGAGGAGCUGAGCAGGGUGGUUGGAAGCCGGCAGGUUCAGAUAGAGGACAGGAAGAACUUGCCGUACACUGAUGCUGUUGUCCAUGAGACUCAGAGAAUGGCUAACAUCGCCCCCUUGGCGCUUCCUCACACCACAAGCAAAGACGUCACGUUUCAGGGCUACUCCAUCAAAAAGGGAACAACGGUUUUCCCUCUUCUCACAUCUGUCCUGUAUGAUGAGAGCGAGUGGGAGAGUCCUCGCAGUUUUAACCCUUCUCAUUUCCUCGAUAAAAAUGGUAAAUUCAUCAGGAGAGAUGCCUUCAUGCCCUUUUCUGCAGGUCGCAGGGUAUGUCUUGGAGAAAGCCUGGCUAGAAUGGAGAUCUUCCUGUUCUUCACCUCUCUCCUUCAGCAGUUUUCUUUCACUGCUCCACCUGGAGUUUUGGAAGAUGAUCUGGAUCUGGAACCAGUUGUGGGUUUGACCCUUGCUCCUAAACCUCAGAUGAUGUGUGCCGUUAGCAGGGGCGUAGCACCAAAUUGUGACGCGAGGACUCAGGAGAAGUUUACAAGGAAGAAGAACAUGUUGGAAGUCAUCUAUCAAUCCCCCACUUCAGCCUCCCUGUUUGGCCUGGUUGUUGCUCUGCUGGUCCUCCACCUUCUUUUCUCCAGCUUCAGCUCCCAUGGAGAACCUCCAGGACCCAGAGGCCUUCCUCUGAUCGGUAAUCUGUUUCAGGUGGAUCUGAAGAGACUUGACCAGAGUCUGUUUAAUCUGUCUAAGAAAUAUGGACCAGUUUUCCAGGUGAACUUUGGACCACAGAAGGUGGUGGUUCUGGCUGGCUACAGGACAGUCAAACACGCUAUGGUCAACCACGCUGAGGAAUUUGGAAACAGAGACAUCACACCAAUUUUUCGUGAUUGGACACAUGGACAUGGUAUUAUUUUCUCUAAUGGAGAUUCGUGGAGAGAGAUGAGGCGUUUUGCUUUGACAACACUGAAGGACUUGGGAAUGGGCAGGACGAUGAGUCAAGAGAUAAUCCUACAGGAAUGUCGCUACCUGAUUAAAGAACUUGAACAGUUUGGAGAUAAAUCUUUUGAAUUGGUGCAAGUCACCAUCAAAAUUCAAUUAAUGGAUUUCCUCUAUUUAAAAAACCAAGAGGUUGGUAAUGACUUUGUUCUGAAUAUUGUUGCAGAUAAAGCUUUCACAGAUGACCUGGCCAUCACUUGUGCCGUUUCAAAUGUUAUAUCAACUCUAAUGUAUGGAAAGAGAUUUGAUUGCACAGACAAAGUCUUCUGCGAUACGUUGGAAAGAGAAAAUAAGACCGUUCAUCUGAUUGGAUCUGCUUCCAUCAUGAUUUACAACAUAUUUCCCUGGCUGGGCUAUUUCCUUAAGAACUGGAGGGAUUUGAUGAAGAAUAUGGCAAAAGAUAAGUUGGUCAAAGAGAAGAUAAUAACAGACCUGACGGAGACUCUGGACCCUGAGACGUGCAGAUGUUUUGUUGAUGCUUUUCUGAUCCGUAAGAAACAACUGGAGGAUUCCGGUAACUACAAUUCCCACUACCAUAAGGACAACCUCUUCUACAGUGUGGACAAUCUGUUUGCUGCUGGGACUGACACCACAGCAGUCACAAUCAGGUGGGGUCUCCUCUACUUGGCAAAGUUUCCUCACAUUCAAGAUCGGGUCCAGGAGGAGCUGAGCAGUGUAGUUGGAAGCCGGGAGGUUCGUAUAGAGGACCGAAAGAACUUGCCGUAUACUGAUGCUGUCAUCCAUGAAACUCAGAGACUGGCUAACAUCGUCCCCAUGGCUCUUCCUCACACCACAAGUACAGACGUCACUUUUCAGGGCUACUCCAUCAAAGAGGGAACCACUGUUGUUCCUCUUCUUACUUCGGUCCUGUGUGAUGAGAGUGAGUGGGAGACCCCUUACAGUUUCAACCCGUUUCAUUUCCUGGAUAAGGAGGGUAAAUUCAUCAGGAGAGAUGCAUUCAUGCCCUUUCUGGCAGGUCGGAGGGCGUGUGUAGGGGAAGGUCUUGCAAAAAUGGAACUUUUCUUGUUCUUCGCCUCCCUCCUUCAGAAUUUUUCUUUCUCUCCCCCACCUGGAGUUUCAGAAGAUGAUCUGGAUCUGGAACCAGCUGUUGGUUUGACCUUUCCCCCCAAACCUCAACAGCUAUGCGCCAUUUCUCGUCACUGAGGAUCAGUCGGACUUGACUUUGUUCCGGUUUUUUAGAAAUCUUAAUUUACUUUUAACGGGGUUGGAAGAUUUAAAAUUCAUUUUCUGCAGAUAAAAUUCUUCACUGCACACAGUGUUGCUUAGCAAUUCUGCUAACACUUCAGUUCUGCACCAGCUGAAAACAUCAAAGUCAUGUGUUAAUCCUAUGUCUCAGUUCCAUUUUAAUUUCCUUUUUUGUUAAAUAUUUUUCUGUUGAAUACUGUAAAAUAAUAAACUCGUCUCAAGGCACUUCAGAGUAAACAUU